Messenger RNA from Lampris incognitus (smalleye Pacific opah), 735 nucleotides. RefSeq names its product schwannomin-interacting protein 1-like. The transcript has 7 exons. Bases 1 to 735 code for a protein of 244 amino acids. Gene Ontology annotation, biological process: positive regulation of hippo signaling. Lineage: Eukaryota; Metazoa; Chordata; Actinopteri; Lampriformes; Lampridae. Gene Ontology annotation, cellular component: plasma membrane; cell junction. The record is from RefSeq and is a predicted model, not a curated record.
AUGGUGCACCAGGAGAAACGCGUUUACCAGGCCCAGCGCAACGAGCGGGAGUCCAUCAGGCAGAAACUUGCCCUUGGCAGUUUCUAUGACGACGAGCCCGUCAUUUACACCAGCUGCAGCAAGAAUGGGCCGUCCUCCCGGCUGCAGAGCGGCGUGAACCUGCAGGUGUGUUUUGUGAAUGACAGCAGCAGUGACAAAGACAGCGAUGCUGAAGACAGCAGGACAGAAACCAGUUUGGACACUCCUCUGUCGCCCAUGAGUAAGCAGAGCUCGUCCUUAUCGGAUCGAGACACUGCGGAGGAGGACUCCGAUCCGCUGGAUGACUGCGGCGGGUUCUGGAGGGUCCAGCGGAGGCUUCAGGAGGAGGCCCGCGUGGCGUUGGCACUGGCACGACCCAUGGCCCGCAUGCAGGUGGAGGUGGAGAGGCAAAUUCAAUUCCACAGGCGCUCACCAGUAGCAGACUUGUUGCCCCACUUGCCCCACAUCAGCGAGGGGUUAAUGAAGAGGAAUCUGAGGAGGGGAGACAUGAGGGACAUGAGUCUGGGGCAACUGCAAGUCAUCACCAAUGACUUGCACUCACAGAUACAGAGUCUGAACGAGGAGCUGGUGCAGCUCCUGCUAAUAAGGGACGAGCUUCACGUAGAGCAGGACGCCAUGCUGGUGGACAUAGAGGACCUCACCAGGCAUGCUCACAGUCAACAAAGACAUUUGGCUGAGAAAGCCGUCUCUAAAUAG